CGCACGGGGGCGGCCUGGAAAUGCCGCGCUGUGAGGACCAGCCGCUGGAGAGGCUCUUGGCGCUGGAGGGCCGAACUCCCACAAUGCACCUUGUAUCAACACGGCACUGGUGGCUGCUUCGAGGAGGGGCUGGGGCGCUCACCGGUCCGGCACGCAGCGCGAGGGCUAUCGGGCGGGGCCCGGGUGAGGGGCGACUGGCAGCCAUGGCGGAGUCGGCGCCUACUCGGCACAGGAGGAAACGCCGCUCCACACCUUUGACCUCUUCCACACCUCCCCCACAAGCGACAGAGAAAAGCUCUUACUUGCAGACCACAGAGCUCUCUCUCUGGACUGUGGUGGCCGCCAUUCAGGCCGUGGAGAAGAAGAUGGAGUCCCAGGCCGCCCGGCUACAGAGCCUAGAGGGGCGGACAGGGACGGCCGAGAAGAAGCUGGCGGACUGCGAGAAGACGGCCGUGGAGUUCGGGAACCAGCUGGAGGGCAAGUGGGCCGUGCUGGGGACCCUGCUGCAGGAGUACGGGCUGCUGCAGAGGCGGCUGGAGAACAUGGAGAACCUGCUGAGGAGCAGCAACUUCUGGGUCCUGAGGCUGCCCCCGGGCAGCAAUGGAGAGGGGCCCAAGGUGUCCAGGUCACUUGAAAAUGAUGGAGUCUGUUUCUCAGAGCAGGAGUGGGAAAAUCUAGAGGACUGGCAGAAGGAGCUCUACAGAAACGUGAUGAAGAGCAACUACGAGACUCUGGUCUCUCUGAAGGUCCUUGGCCAGCCAGAAGAAGAAGCAGAAUUGGGUGCAGGGAUGCUGGGCGACUUGGAGGAGGAAGGCCCUGGUGAUGUCCACCCAGCAGAAGGGGUGAUGAUCAAGCCGGAGAUCCAGUGCGCUCAGGAAGGCUCUGCGGAUCUUCCUGGAGAGUUCUCGGGCAUUGCCGAAGAGCAGGCUUUCCUGAGCCCAGAGCAUACUGAACUCUGGGGUGGUCAGGGUGGUUCUGUCCUCUUGGAUUCGGGCCCCAGGGACGCUACUCUGGAGGAUCCCAUUGAGGGAAGUAGAGACCCUAGCAGUGGCAGAACUCUGAGCUGCCUCCCGAAGCCGAAGCCCAGUAGGCAGGUGCAGCUGGGUCAGGAAUGCGGGCCGGGCCUAAAGCUGAAAAGGGACGCUUCUGGCCCCUAUGAAUGCUCCGAGUGCGAUGUCAGCUUCCAUUAUGAGCAGCAGCUCGCUACGCACCUGCAGACCCACUCGGGGUGGGGGCCUUAUGCAGCCUCAGAGCCUGAGGAGAGCCGUAGACCCAGGCCGCAGCUGAAGCCCCCGUCCAAGAGGGCGAGGCUGCACCAGUGUGACGUGUGCCUGAGGAGCUUCAGCUGCAGGGUGAGCCUCGUGACCCACCAGCGCUGCCACCUGCAGGAGGGGCCCAGUGCUGGCCGCCGUGUCCAGGAGAGGUUCUCGCCCAACAGCCUGGUGGCCCUGCCUGGCCACAUCCCUUGGAGGAAAAGCCGGAGUUCCCUCAUCUGUGGUUACUGUGGCAAGAGCUUCAGCCAUCCGUCGGAUUUGGUGCGGCACCAGCGCAUCCACACGGGCGAACGGCCCUACAGCUGCUCCGAGUGCGAGAAGAGCUUUGUCCAGAAGCAGCACCUUCUGCAGCACCAGAAGAUCCAUCAGCGGGAGCGGGGCGGGCUGGCCCUGGAGCCCGGAAGGCCCAAUGGCCUGCUUUAAGGGUGCCAGCCCCUUGUCCGUCCAGGUGGUGGGGGGCAGAAGGGGCUGGCAUUGGUCCCCCCCGAAGAGACACUGUGCACAGUCAGGGACUGACUGCUUCCUGAGGAGAGUCGCUUUGAUUUGCCUUCCGUUGGCCAAGCACCAGGCCAAGCCCAGAGGCUGUCCUGGAAACUGUGGAAGAGGAGGAGUCCGGGGCCGCUCCUCUCCCUGCUGUCUCUACCCUGCUGUGGAGCUUGUUGUCUCUGGCACCUGCAAGACUGGUUUUCCCGUCGGGGCUGCUGUUUGUGCGCUGCGGUUGGCUCUCUGACCCUGCGGGCACUCGCGGCUGGUUCCAGGUCAUGUGCCAGCAUUUCAGGUCUUCCCAGAGGUUGGGUCGGCCAGUGGGGCGAGCAGGUGUGUGGAGGAGUUGUGGGACACACCCCCUUCUCUCUCCUCUUUUGUAGUGUCUUUGUUAAAAACACGUAGAAGAAAUAAUUUAAAUGACUGCUUACCCUGUUCUGAGGAAACUUUUUUGGAAUUAGAUUUUAGUUGAUU
Lutra lutra (Eurasian river otter) is the source of this 2231-nucleotide messenger RNA. RefSeq names its product zinc finger protein 212 (gene ZNF212). Gene Ontology annotation, biological process: regulation of DNA-templated transcription. The record is from RefSeq and is a predicted model, not a curated record. Lineage: Eukaryota; Metazoa; Chordata; Mammalia; Carnivora; Mustelidae.